This is a messenger RNA of Danaus chrysippus (African queen), 423 nucleotides long. NCBI's taxonomy places the organism in Eukaryota, Metazoa, Arthropoda, Insecta, Lepidoptera, Nymphalidae. The record is from the annotation of a GenBank genome assembly.
AUGUUUUUAGUUCUUAUUACAAUUACGUUGGCAUUAACAUCGAAUAUCGAGGGAAAGUUGAAUGCAAAAGCUAAAGCAACACCUCCGCAUUGUACUCAAGUAACUAAAGACACUGAUUAUGCUUCGCGCUACAAGCUAGACUACCCUGUUGCUUAUAUUAUACCAGGACAACAUGAAGCUUAUCAACAGAUGUAUUGUAUAAAUCCGCCGGCUGUCAAUAAAGCGGUGACAGUAGUUUGCGAUUGGGCAGCACCGCCGCAGGUGCAAUUCACACUGGGCGAUGAAUACAUGCACGUGGUACGACAGGAUCCUAGCGGAAGAUUCCUUGGGAACGCCGUCAUCAAUACCUAUCAGCUGUGUAGCCAUAAUAUAUCUCAUGUAGAUGAUAAUUCUUUAGAUGGCCCGGUUGUUACUGAAUACUAA